AUGUUUAUUCAAUGGCACCCAGAUGUCCCCUCCCCACAAAUUAUCUCACCUAACCUAUCCCCCUCACCCACUUGUCUUUCUUCUCUUCCCACUUGCAGUGUCUGCUGUCCACAUCUCUUCACUGAGCUGCCUACUGGGGGCAUGGCACUGCCCACAACCCACGACCUGGGCCUGGGUACAUGGAACCUUAACUCCCAGGAGUCCCACAGGGUUCUGGCACACUGCGCGGGUGGCCAGAAGCUGCCCGAGUACAAGGCAGUGGUGGUGGGUGCAAGUGGUGUGGGCAAGAGUGCGCUGACCAUCCAGCUGAACCACCAGUGCUUUGUGGAGGACCAUGACCCCACGAUCCAGGAUUCCUACUGGAAAAAGAUGGCCCUCAGCUGUGGGGACUGCAUCCUGAAUGUGUUGGACACAGCAGGGCAGGCAACUCACAGGGCCCUUCGUGACCAAUGCGUGGCUAUCGGUGAUGGUGUGCUGGGUGUCUUCGCCCUUGAUGACCCCUCCUCUCUGGCCCAGUUGCAGCAAAUACGGGCCACCUGGGGCCCUCACCACACCCAGCCCCUCGUCCUGGUGGGCAACAAGUGUGACCUCGUGACCACCACUGGAGAUGCUCAUGUUGCUGCUGCAGCUCUCGCCAAGAGCUGGGGGGCCCCCUUCGUGCAGACCUCGGCCAAGACACGCCAAGGUGUAGAGGAGGCCUUUUCUCUACUUGUCCAUGAGAUCCAGAGGGUCCAGGAGGCCAUGGCAAAGGAGGCCAUGGAAGGAGCAGGUGGGCAUAAGGCCCGGCACCAGAAGGCCAUGUGCCACUGUGGCUGCUCUGUGGCUUAA
Molecule: messenger RNA, 828 nt
Organism: Trichechus manatus latirostris (Florida manatee)
Lineage: Eukaryota; Metazoa; Chordata; Mammalia; Sirenia; Trichechidae
Gene: ERAS
Product: ES cell expressed Ras
Biological process (GO): Ras protein signal transduction
Cellular component (GO): plasma membrane
Molecular function (GO): GTPase activity; GTP binding; GDP binding
Source: RefSeq, a predicted model, not a curated record